Messenger RNA from Pseudonaja textilis, 824 nucleotides. RefSeq names its product natriuretic peptides A-like. The record is from RefSeq and is a predicted model, not a curated record. Gene Ontology annotation, molecular function: hormone receptor binding; hormone activity. Gene Ontology annotation, biological process: cGMP biosynthetic process; negative regulation of systemic arterial blood pressure; receptor guanylyl cyclase signaling pathway. Lineage: Eukaryota; Metazoa; Chordata; Lepidosauria; Squamata; Elapidae. Gene Ontology annotation, cellular component: extracellular region; cytoplasm.
AGAAGAGAGAGAGAGAGAGAGAGAGAGAGAGAAAGCCAAGGAGAAUCCCACCCUCUGAAAACAGCCGACUCUUGAUCUCCCAGGAUGGAUGCUAAGGGUUCAUUCCUCACCGUGGUCUGCUUGGUGCUUCUUCUCUGCUUCCAGUGUCCGGCGGCUCACCCCAUCCGUAGCCUCAGCCCGGCCGAGGAGCUGGCGAACAUGGAGUUACUCCUGGACAGGUUGGAGGAGAAAGUGGCCUUGUUGGAAGAUUUACAGGCCAACCCUGACGACUUCGAAAGCCAGGGAGAGCCCCAGGCUGAAGAGAAUCUCAGCGACAGUCCUCUGGCCGAUGAUUUCCCCGCCUUCUCUGACCGAACGGCUCUGCUGAAACAUAUGAGGGGGAUCCAGGCAGCCAAAAGCAUGCGAGAAUCGGGCUGCUUCGGCCGACGGUUGGACCGGAUUGGAUCCGUCAGUGGGAUGGGAUGCAAAGGACCCAGAAGACACUAAAAGUCGCUCCUUUUCUGCGGCGUGUGAAUUUCUGAAGAUUUUUUUCCAACUUGUGAGCACUAGGAGACAGAUCGAGAGCGCGCUCCCCCUAUUUAUUUAUUUAUUAACUUAUUUAUUACCUGCCCUUGUUUGCUUCUCUUCUUCUGCCCCCCUUUUCCUUUUUUCCAACAAAGAAAAAAAUGAUUUGUUUUCUUAUUUUCAGCACAGAGAACUUAGCUUGAAACAAUAAUUAAAACUACGAUUAUCUGACUCUUGUUUUGUGGUCUGGGAUUGUGUUGCGUGCUUUCGACUCUUCCGCUCCCUUUGCGGUUUUUAAAGACGUUUGCCUCUUUUCAGAA